CCAACAUGCAAGCUGUUAUAAAUACUAAAAACUAACAAAUGUUCUGUGCUGUUUCUGAUUUUCAGUUGUCUAGUUGUUUCUUAGUGCUCAGGUAUUUCACAGUAGAUAAACGAAAAAAUGAUUUGGAAAAUUAUACUUUUGUUGUCGUGUUUUAACGUUUUAGUGAACGCUGGUGGACGUUGUUCGGGUGGGACAUCGUCUAGAGACCCGAAACCAUUUCGAAAUAAUCUAGAAUGGAUAAAUUCACUACAAGCCUAUCCCAAAUUAAAUUGGGACCGUUUGAUACGUGAGCCUAAUGAUGAUGACAAAGAAGCUGCAAAGGACGCAUUGGUUAAAAGUGGAUGUCCGACUAAUAGUUUGGAUGAACUUCUUGGAACCAGUCAUUGUGAUAUGUGGCCUUCACAUUUAAAAUCAGAUAAGGCACCAUAUGCUGUAAUGAGUAGAUUGAUACUUCGUCGAAUAGCAGACUCACGAGUGGCAUACGUGGAACGUUAUCCAAAUUUUCAGGUGAAUUCGCCACUGAUAUUAAUUUUCGAAAGCUUUGAAUGAAUGGUGGAUUCUGAUUAAAAAGGAAGCGGCAGAAAUAAAUUUCACCGGCUCAAAAAAACAUAAAUUUAAAAAUAUAUAUACUGAUAGUGAAAAGUUUCAAAUAUUUUAAAGAAUAAUUCGAUUUUCGUUGAUUUAUACACGAUUUUGUAAACCUAAUAGUUCACGUACCUAAUACAUAAUACAUUUUACGCUUAUUUAAAACUUUUAUUUGUCUUU
Adelges cooleyi (spruce gall adelgid) is the source of this 765-nucleotide messenger RNA. RefSeq names its product E3 ubiquitin-protein ligase NRDP1-like. The coding region runs from base 118 to 549 and encodes 143 amino acids. The transcript is spliced from 3 exons. Gene Ontology annotation, biological process: protein ubiquitination. The record is from RefSeq and is a predicted model, not a curated record. NCBI's taxonomy places the organism in Eukaryota, Metazoa, Arthropoda, Insecta, Hemiptera, Adelgidae. Gene Ontology annotation, molecular function: ubiquitin protein ligase activity.